Striga hermonthica is the source of this 807-nucleotide messenger RNA. Lineage: Eukaryota; Viridiplantae; Streptophyta; Magnoliopsida; Lamiales; Orobanchaceae. The record is from the annotation of a GenBank genome assembly.
AUGGAUGAUAGAGGAGGAGGAGGAUCGUUUGUUGCCGUGCGGCGUAUUUCCCAGGGGCUCGAUCGAGGAAGCGCAUGCCAUUCCACUUCUGUGGAGGUUGUGGCAGGGUCUGCUGCAUGGCUAGGCAGAGGCAUUUCAUGUGUUUGUGUUCAAGGAAGAGACUGUGAUGCCCGUCCAUCAUUUGAUUUGACACCAGCACAGGAGGAAUGCUUGCAUAGGCUACAGAAGCGGAUAGAUGUUAACUAUGAUAGUUCUGUUCCAAAACAUCAGGAAGCUUUGAGGGCUUUGUGGCGUGCUGCCUUUCCUGGAGAGGAACUCCAUGGACUAAUAUCAGAGCAGUGGAAGGAAAUGGGUUGGCAGGGAAAAGAUCCAUCGACAGAUUUUAGGGGUGGUGGUUUCAUAUCGUUGGAAAAUUUGUUAUACCUUGCAAGAAACUUUCCAAAAUCCUUCCAAGAUCUCCUUCGGAAAAAGGAAGGUGAUCGUGCAUUGUGGGAAUAUCCCUUUGCUGUAGCUGGUGUCAACAUCACAUUCAUGCUUAUACAGAUGCUUGACCUUGAAGCAGUGAAGCCUAGAACACUUGUGGGAGCCGCCUUCUUGAAGUUCCUCACAGAAAAUGAAUCGGCAUUUGACCUUCUGUACUGUAUCACAUUCAAGCUAAUGGACCACCAAUGGCUCUCCAUGCACGCCUCUUACAUGGAUUUCAAUACUGUGAUGAAAGCCACUCGACGUCAGCUGGAGAGGGAGCUCCUGCAAGAAGAUGUUGCAAGUCUUGAAGAUUUGCCCUCCUUUACCCUUCUCAGUUGCUAA